Molecule: messenger RNA, 3192 nt
Organism: Prorocentrum cordatum
Lineage: Eukaryota; Dinophyceae; Prorocentrales; Prorocentraceae
Source: the annotation of a GenBank genome assembly
AUGUGCGACCCUGCGCGCAGGGGGUCCAAGGGCCUCUCCGUGCCGAAGUGGUUGAAGGACCUGCGCCAGGCGCAGGACGCCCUCGGAGAGGCCCCGUGCUCGGCAGCGCCCUCGGGCUCAGGUCGGAGCACCGCGCAGAUCGGGUACGACCCGACCUCGACGCCGCCCGUGGCAUGGAGGCUGCAGGGCUCGAGCACGGUGCCCGAGACGACGACCGACAUCUUCCACGAGAACAUCGACGAGGCCAAAGACCACGAGAUGAUGUCGGCUCGGUUCCACGACGGCACCGUGCACCAGCUGGCCACAUACACGGUGGCCCAGCACAAGGCCGCGCAGUCAGGAGUUGACAAGAUGAAGACGACGAAGUUCAAAGGAUGGCGACAACAGACUGCAGGUGGCGCCGAGGUCAAGGUCGUCGAGAAGUCGCUGUACAAAGUCGGCGACUACAUCACCAAGGGCAUGAUCAUGACGGUGGACGGGUCCCAGAAGUGCCAGCUGGCGUACUGCCACUACGACAGGGAGUUCGCCAAGACGUGGCUCGAGAAGAUGGCCGCCAAGUUCGUGAAGGGGAAGAAGACGAUCGAGCAGAUCAUCGCGCACGCAGGCCGCGAUGAAGCGGCCCGCAGGAUGGUUGACAAGCAGGGGCUCACGGAGCGAGCUCUAGCGGCGAUCGACGAGCUGGCCGCCACUGACGACGAGGGCGCCGAAUCCGAGAUCAGCGGCACAGCGCAGCAUGACGAUGGGCACGUUGGCUUCAUCGACCUCGAGCAGCUGCACCUCACGCCCGACGAGUGGAACGCCAUGACUGAGGAUCAGAAGCUGCGGGCGUGCGGACAGCUCAAGGCGCAGAGCACCUUGGCGGAGGACACCCAGGCGUUGCUCGACCAGCACAAGGAGGUCAUCGCCGACCAGCACCGGGCGUGGGCCGCGCACGAGCUACGUCGGCGGCAAGUUGAUGGGCCAAUUCCAGUCGAGGACAGCCCUGAUGCAGCCGAUCGGCUCGCCCAGAGUGCUGCGCCGCCUCCUGGCUCCAUGUCCGCGAUCGCGGCGGUCGUCAGGCCCUCUGCGAUCUACGACGGGGGCGGCUACUCGAUGGCGCACGAGCUCGAGGUCGACAGGCUGCGCUUGGAGGAUGCGGGCGGUGCGCCAGGCCAGACGGCGGCGCGAUCCUGCGCGUCCGAGCCGCCUGCAGAGCAGCAGAGCCAGGUCUUGGCUGGCGAGCCCGAGGCGGCGGUCGAGCCUGAGGCGGCUGGCGAGCCAGAGGAGAAAGCAGAGACGAGGUCAGAGAAGCUCGAGUGCGCGCCGCCCAAGACUGCUCGCGCCGCUGCUGAGCAACACCUGAAGCGGCUGGUGCAGAUGCGGGGGGAUGGCAGCGGCCAUCAUCCAUGCCACCCUCCCGUCGCUGGCCUCUCCAAGGGCGGCGAACCCAGCCUGGAGUCGGUCGCGGGCAAGCGCGGCGCCAGGGGCGAGGUCGAGGCCAUCAAGGCGGUGGAGGAGAACAACUGCAAGUUCACGAAGAGGUCGGCUCUCGGCCUGAGGUGGGACAGGAAGAUGAAGGACGCCAAGUUCAAGGCCCAGUUCGAGGCGGCCCCCGACGCAGCCAAGUUCAAGGCCGACUGGGUGAAGGAGAUCUACGACGGGGCCGUCAGGAAGCACAGGACCCACACCAAGGAGGUCUCGGAGACGUGGAUGAAUCAAGGGAAGCUCCUCACCUUCCUGAGGAUGUGCUGGGAGGAGGGGGGCCCUACUGGGCACAAGGACCGCCAGAUCGUGAAGGACAUCAUGACGACCUGCGGCAAAUGCAUCGACCUUGGUUGGCCGUUUUGCCAGGUCGAUCCGUGGUCGGGGGCCCAGAAGUACUUGUACUUCGAGCUGCAGUAUAGGGAGGAGUUCAUGGAGAAGUGGAGCGAGACUACAUGCCAGGAGCACGAGAAUAAUGCCGUCGCGGACAGUCAGCCCACCGAGAAGCCCAAGCCGACCCCCAAGAAGAAGGCGCCCGACGAGAGCGCGGCGGCCCUGAGGGACAGCAAGAAGUUGGUCGUCAUGGCGCAGUCGGCGCUGGCAGCUGCGCGAUCCCUCAGGCGGGCGAUCGAGACCUCUGGCGGCUGGGAGUGGGCCAUGACCGACGCAGUCCAGGGGAAGCUGAAGACCAUGAGCGGCAAGCUCGAGAAGGAGAUCAAGGCGGUGGAGAUGGGCCAGAUGUUCAUGAACGGGUUCGACGCGAAGCAGGUGAAGGCCAAGCUGGACUCGAAGACCAUCGCGUCCCAGGCGAGGAUGCUCAAGGACCUGGAGGAGACGAUCGAUAUCCGCAAGAAAGACCCCGACACCUGCCAGGUGGUCAUCAACGGCGACGCCGCCUCUAUCGAGAGGGCGUCGGUCGCGGUCAAGGCCGUUGCCGACGGGAUUGCGGGACACGUGUCGCCGUCGUUUCAGCACGUCUCGCUACCGUUUACCCUCACAAGGAACCAGCUGGGCCUCACUAUUGGCAGGCAGGGUGCGCGGAUUCAGAGCAUCAAGGCCGUGUGUGCAGUGAGGAUCGAUUGCGACCAUGGAACUUGCGAGGGUCGGCGGAUUUCGGGGCCGCCUGAGAAUGUGACGCGCGCUAAGGAGAUUAUCGACCGCAUCGUCGAGACAGAGCACAACGACUACCCCGAGGGGCAAAACGAGGUCAUCAACCGCAUGAUAGAGGAAACCGAGCGCCCAAGACGUCCUCGGGAGGCGGAGCGGGCCGCGGACGCUGGCGCCGAGCGCCCGAGACGCCUUCGCGAGGCGGAGCGGGCUGCGGACGCGGGCGCCGAGCGUCCCAGACGUCCAUGCGAGACGGAACCCGCCGUGGACGCGGGCGCGGACGCGGACGAGGCGGUCGUCGAGUUGGACCGGAAGGGUGCCGCCAGAUAUCUCAUCGACAGGCAGGGGGACAUGGCGAGGCGCAUCAGCCAGGAGAGCCGCGCGAGGGUUCGCGUGGAGAACUCGCGGGGCUCCUCCGAGGGCCCGCCCUGUGUCAGAAUCACGGGCACAUUCGAGGCCGUGGACCGCGCGAGGGGCAUGGUCCUCGACGUGCUACAGGCAUCCGCGCCCGCGCUCCGCGCGGCGGCACGGCCCGGCGGAGUCGACGGCACGGGCGCGGCGGAGUGGCCCGAGUGGACGGACGCGCGGGGGGUGCGCCGUUUGUCCGCUUGCAGUGGCCACUGA